AUGCUUCGCAACGGAGCGUCGCGCCUCGCGCUGAGGUCCGCAGCAGCGCCCCAGUCGGCACGCCCGGCUGCGAGCUUCACCCGCACAACACCUUCUUCUCUGCAAUGGGCAACACAAUUUGGUUCUCUGGCUGCGCGGAGACCGCAAUUAGCACAGGCGGCUGCUGCUGCGCAAUGGAAGCCUGCGGGCGCGGUCUUGCGCCGCAGCAUGGCUGAUAAGACGUUGACGGAAGGGCAGAAGCAGGCGGAGAGCAGAUAUGCGCACGAGAAGAUUAAGCCCACGCCCGAGACGGUGACGAGUACUAGUUCGACGCAUCCUAUGUUUUCCGAGGUGGGCACCGAGCAGCCGCAGAAUGAGGUGGAUAUGGCGGCGGGGUUGAAGCAUGAUGUGGGCACAAUCAAAGAAACUUUCUCCCUCGCUGAAGUCCCGCGCGAAGCAUACUACAUGGGUCUCGCGGGCACGCUUCCCUACCUCGCAACCUCCAUCUCCACCGUGUAUCUCUCGUGGGAACUCAACCACUCCACCGCGGGUUACGGCAUGAUCUUCUCUCAAAAAGACGCUACAUACCUCCUCUCCCUCAUCGAGCCCCUUCAAAUCGGAUACGGCGCGUCCAUCCUGAGUUUCCUGGGCGCUAUCCACUGGGGACUCGAGUGGGCAGGCUACGGAGGCACACAGGGCUACAAGCGCUAUGCGAUUGGCGUUGUAGCACCCAUGGUAGCAUGGUCAACAUUGCUCAUGCCCAUUGAAGGCGCGCUCAUCUCGCAGUUCUUGGGUUUCGUUGG
Alternaria infectoria is the source of this 782-nucleotide messenger RNA. RefSeq lists its product as uncharacterized. The transcript has 2 exons. The record is from RefSeq and is a predicted model, not a curated record. The annotation marks the transcript as partial. NCBI's taxonomy places the organism in Eukaryota, Fungi, Ascomycota, Dothideomycetes, Pleosporales, Pleosporaceae.